GUCCUAUAACAUAUGACUUCGCAUUUCUAAUUCAAUUUUUAACGAUUUUAUACUGAUUUUUUUUUUUGAAUGCUCGGGUGGCACAUUGGUAGUAAAAAGAAAAUAUCAGAACAGCAAAUAGAAAUAGUGAAUAAUGCCCCCGAGGUCUAGGACUAAUUGACCAGCUAGAGACUUAUAUGUCUCUGUUUUGAACAAGAGGCGUUAAAUGAUUUGUAUAAAUGAAUAAACAGUCCUUCAAGUAAUGGGAAAUAUACAAAUUAAAACAGUGGAUGUCACAGUACAUCAUCAAUAAAGAAAGUUUGUCUGUGAUGGAAAGAUCAUGAGUGACAAAGUUCAGGAGUUGUUAAUAUUGAGAUGUCAUGGAGUUCACCUGUACCACCUCCCCCACCCCCUGUACUUCCAUCCUCAUCUUCAACUCCACGAAAGUUAACCAGACAAUCAACAUAUGUCAAACAGAUCUGUGAUCAAGAAGAUGUUAGAAAAUCAUUUCAUGAAAGAUUGGAGAAAAAUGUGUUAAAAAGAGAUGGGAAGAAAAUUGUUAUCUCCAUGAACAAAGAAGUUACCCCAGUCUUACAAGAUGGUCCUAGCUGUGGUUUAGUAGCUGUGGUGAUGGCAGCACAGUUAUUUGAUACUAACUUUACAUUUCAUAGUAUUUUUGAUGCAGCUAAGCAAAAGGGAUUCACACGACAGGGAGAAAUGUUCUCAGCAAGCAACAUGAAACAGUUGGUGGAGGACAUGAUCCCUGAUGCUAGAGUUACUUCCCUUGAUAUGGAUACUGGUCCAGAAUUGCUAAUCAAUCAUUUGGUAAAAGGAGAUGUUUGUCUUAUACCAUAUGAUUCAGAUUUUAAUUUCGAACCCUGUAAUAAAAAGGGUCAUAAAGCACACUGGGCUUUACUCACAGGUUUUGGUUUAGUCCUUGAUAGCAGUGUAAGUGAUCAGAAAGGUUUAACAGUGGAUGAUAGCUGUGUGGUUAAUGUUGCAUCAGAUACUAUUCUAUCUAAUACUCUUCUGGAUGAUGCUGAGGACAUUUUGGUAUAUGGAUUACAAGGGAAAAGUCAAUACCCAGGAGUUUGGUCUCUAUCUAGUAUUAUAGCCAGUAAUAGGAACCUUGUAGAAGUAGGUCCAAAUAAACAGGAUGAUGAUAUAGGAUACAUUCUGCCUGAAGAGGGUAUAGAGAAGGCAUUAUGUAGCAAAGCUCUUGUUCUAUCCAGGGGGAAUUUGAACCAACAAUAAUAAACAUGUGGUUUAAAUAUACAUUAGAAGUAUCUACAUAGUUUAGGAGUUUGGUGCUGUCAGAUGCAGAAGAAAGUGUUCAGUAUUUUAUUAUUUUUCUUGAAUUAUGGAGAUGUUGCAAUCAAUUUAAAACUCUAUUUAAUGUUUUAUAACCAAAUUGUUUUAGGAAUUUUGCCUGCCAUUUAUAGCAAGUGUUUUAACAUAUAUUUAUUUUGUA
Messenger RNA from Mytilus trossulus (common blue mussel), 1450 nucleotides. Its product is annotated as actin maturation protease-like. The transcript is spliced from 7 exons. The record is from RefSeq and is a predicted model, not a curated record. Bases 355 to 1233 code for a protein of 292 amino acids. NCBI's taxonomy places the organism in Eukaryota, Metazoa, Mollusca, Bivalvia, Mytilida, Mytilidae.